Molecule: messenger RNA, 1467 nt
Organism: Hibiscus syriacus
Lineage: Eukaryota; Viridiplantae; Streptophyta; Magnoliopsida; Malvales; Malvaceae
Product: probable glucan endo-1,3-beta-glucosidase A6
Exons: 3
Coding region: 39-1430 (463 amino acids)
Biological process (GO): carbohydrate metabolic process
Cellular component (GO): plasma membrane
Molecular function (GO): hydrolase activity, hydrolyzing O-glycosyl compounds
Source: RefSeq, a predicted model, not a curated record
AUAUCCAUCGCAUUACAGAAGACAAAACCUGUUCGGUAAUGUCGACAAUGGCGGCUCUUCUUGCAACAAUCCUCUUCUCCUCUCUCAUUGCUGUGUUCUCGGCUGAUAUCUCGAGCAAGAUAGGGGUGAACUAUGGUCGAAAGGGGGUCAAUUUGCCUUCGCCAUAUCGAACAAUCGAGACCGUGAGAUCGAUGAAUGUAGGCCGGAUGAAGCUCUAUGAUUCAGACCAUGAAAUAUUGAAGCUUCUUUCAGGGACCAACAUUCAUGUGUCCACUAUGAUUCCAAACAAUGAUAUAAUCCGCAUUGCGUCGAGCCAAGCAGCUGCUGAACAAUGGGUUCAAAGCAAUGUCUUGAAUUUCUACCCCGACACGAUGAUCCGGUUCGUGUUGGUCGGCAACGAAGUCCUCAGCCAUGACCGGAGAAUUUGGCCUAGUCUUGUGCCUGCGAUGCGUAGGAUUAAGAACUCUCUGAAUGCUCAUGAUAUUAAGAACAUCAAGGUCAGUACCCCACUAGCGAUGGACGUAUUGCAAUCAACUUUUCCGCCGUCGAGUGGUGAAUUCCGGUCUGAUAUCAGGGAUACAGUGAUGGCACCGUUUCUGGGGUUUUUGAAUGGAACCAAAUCAUUUUUCUUCAUCGAUGCUUACCCUUAUUUAGCAUGGUCUACUAAUUCGAGGAACAUCAGCUUAGAUUUUGCUCUUUUUAGAGGGAGAGUGAACCAAACUGACCAUAAAACUGGCUUAGUUUACACAAAUCUGUUAGACCAAAUGCUCGACUCAGUCAUUUUCGCGAUGAGAAAACUCGGAUAUCCCGGUAUCAGGCUCACGAUUGGCGAAACAGGUUGGCCUACUGCAGGGGAUGCCGAUCAAGUAGGGGCUAACAUCAACAAUGCAGCCACUUAUAACCGAAAACUGAUUCAAAAAAUGACUGCUAAGCCAGCAUUAGGGACCCCUGCUAGACCUGGUGCAGUCAUACCAACAUUCAUUUUCUCCUUAUACGACGAAAACCAAAAGCCAGGUCCAACAACCGAGAGGCAUUGGGGGCUGCUGCGUUCGAACGGGAUGUUGGUAUACGAUAUCGAUAUCACCGGCAGGCGGCCACUCUCCAGUUACAAACCACUGCCUGCUGCAAGAAACAAUGUAGCAUACAGGGGUAAGCUUUGGUGUGAGGUCGCUCCAGGUGCCGAUGCGUCGAACUUGACAUCGGCAUUGGCGUAUGCUUGCAGACAAGGCAACCAAACUUGUGCUGCAUUGAGCCCCGGGCAACCGUGUUAUGAGCCGGUAUCGGUGUUCUGGCACGCGAGUUAUGCAUUCAGCUCGUACUGGUCUAAGUUUCGGAAACAAGGUGCAACCUGCUACUUCAAUGGCUUAGCUAGACAAACCAGAAGUAACCCAAGCCGUGGACACUGCAAUUUCCCUAGUGUGACUCUCUGAAGAAGAUGAUCAGCCAUGAAUUCAGACACCAUGGAGU